Messenger RNA from Pygocentrus nattereri (red-bellied piranha), 6187 nucleotides. It is a transcript of the gene cep162, whose product is annotated as centrosomal protein 162. NCBI's taxonomy places the organism in Eukaryota, Metazoa, Chordata, Actinopteri, Characiformes, Serrasalmidae. The transcript is spliced from 29 exons. Gene Ontology annotation, cellular component: centriole; axonemal microtubule; centrosome. The record is from RefSeq and is a predicted model, not a curated record. Gene Ontology annotation, biological process: cilium assembly. Bases 336 to 4943 code for a protein of 1535 amino acids.
CAAUGAUCCCCGCUCUGUGCCGCGGGAAUCACCAUAACAAACCCAAAACAAUACAAUUCAGCCCAUAUCAGAGGCAGGGGCCUCAUUCGCUCUACAGAAACCUUCAUUUAUACGUUUAACUCAUGAGUUAAGGGCAUAAAAACACACAACUCCGAUUUAGCUACUGCGUCCUAUGAUGUGUAGUAAUAGGAGUAACGUUAGCUAUACGUUGUCUGCAGUUGGAGUGGACAGUGAACCAAGUUCAGUCCCAGCAGCUGUAAAAUAAAUUCAGGAGACCUCUGUUCUGUAAAAUUACAACCAAACAUGUGUACGAAGUAGGUGAACGACGUUGAGAAAUGGCCUACCGAAUGACAAAAGAGGAGCUGGACCAGCAGUUUGAACAGUUUUUGAGAGAGUCAGUCUCUGAUGACUCGAUUGAACUGGGCGGCAAGUCUGUGCGCCCCAGUGUCUUGGAUCAGUUGGGAAAGGUACCAGAGAAGCAGGUGAAGAAAAGUCAUGUGCCUGUUCCCUGGUGGCAGGAUGAUGAAGACAGUGAGGAGGCCCUGGGAAAAGAUGAAGCAGCUGAAUGUAGGUUCAUCAAGGGUAAAAACAUUCAAACUGUGGACAUUCAAGAGGGGAGCAGACAGAGACAGAGUUCAUCUCUGGUAGUCCCCACUAAGCCCACUCCUAAACCUCGCAGCAAGGCGCUCGACAUGGCCAGCCAUCUGGACAAGAUGUGUCUGCCUAAUCAGGAGACUUCCUUCAACGCAGAUAGGCAGAGGGGCUCUGAACACAUUGUUGCAAAGCCUAAGAGCCAUCCAUCAAAGGAGCACAGUUAUUCAGAAGAAAUAGGUGCCUCAGAAGAUGGCUUUCUUGCAGAGUCAAGUAGUCCAUUCACACCUGAGAACUCCCACUGUGCACCAAGACAGUCAAGUGUCAUUCUCAUAGACUCUGACAACGCUUCCACAGUGAGCAGUGAUGCUGAUUCUUCCAGUAGUGACAAUGGAGCGAUGGACCCUGCAAAGACCUUCCGCAAAUCGUUAAGGAAGUCGCAGCCCAUCAAGGAGGUUGAUGAAGAGCAGCUGAAGGAGCACAGCUUUGAAAACAAGUCCAAAGGGGACACGCUCAUCUUCAGCAGAGAUAGUCUAGAGCCUGAAGAUUCAGUGUUGGCAUUUGGAUCGGCACGUAAUGCAGCUGGGCUAAGCCUGAAUGAUGGGGAGGGGGAGGAGGAGGAGGAGAAAGCAAGGUUUUUUGCCUACCUGGACAAAAGAACGGAGUCUCAGGGUGAUGACCCCAAAUUGGACAAAAAGCAAGAAUCCAGCGGCUCCACUUUCAACUCGCCACAAAGGGGUGGAGCUGUAUCUUUGACAAAGCAAGAUCAAAGUGAAGAUGGAGAAAGAGUUUCUGUUAAAAACAACUCGGCAGCAUCCCCUGCUUACAGUGAAGAUUUUGAGGAUGAGACAAGUCCAAAGGAAUUUGAAGAGAAGAAACCUGAAAGGUGUGGCAUGCUGGCUAAAGUGUCACUGCAUGACUCUCUAAACUCUACGGAUGGAGCUCAGGUGCAUGCUCUUGCAAAUAAUGCUGCAGAGAGAACAGAAUACCUUCACGCCAGAAUGGCAAAGGCAGCAGGAGAAGGUAAUACAGGUCAGUCGUAUGGGCAGAGUGGUGCAAGUGAGAUGGAGGCGUUGCAGGAGGCAUACAGGCAAAUCAGUCAUUCAGUGGGAGAGUGUGAGGAGAAAGUUCAAGAGCCAAGCAGGAGUCCAGCCUCUCCUGCUACUCCUGAGUGCUCCAGAGGAACCUUCAAGCACCUCUCCACGGCAGAGUCAGAUUUACCCACCGCAGAGGAGCUAAUGCGGGCUAUCGGACCAGACUCUGGAUUCAUGUAUGGCCUUUCUCUUCAGCCCCUAAGAGAAGCAACAGGAGGUGCUGAAAGGAUGGCUUCAGAAAGCAGCCCUGUGAGAGCUAAAUCUGAAGACCCUGCUGGUGAGAUCACAGGGGCAGUUAAAGAGAACCCUGCAGUAAUGGAGCCACACCUAGCCUCCCCCCAUAACAGACAAAGCAGUAUUGCUGAGGAGGUGAAGAGGCUCAUGCAGGAGCAGGAAGAUUGUCAGGGACAACACCCAAGUGUCUCCAGCAAAGGCAGGAAGCAGAAGGUUUCUGGCAGAUCUACCACCACAGCUUCUAGUUCGUUUGCCUCUAGAAAAGCUCCAGUACCAUCUGUGAGGACCAAGAGAGCUGAGAUUAGACCAUUACCAAAGGCUUCUGCGCCUAACAGGACUGGCCACGCAGCUAAACCUCCAUCUGCACUGGUUCAAAAAAAUAGUCAGAACACCACCACCACUGAGGCACCUGCUCUAAGCCAGGCACAUACUGUCAAAGGUCCAGACUCUGGUUUGAGGCUAAGCAAUGAGCUAAUUGCCUCUGUCCAGUCCUUUGCUGCCUUUUUACAGCACCAGAUGAGUGAACUGAGCACUGGCUGUACUGACCGUUCAGACAGCAGUACACAACAAGUAAACAGAACUGAGUUGGUAAAGGAUGUACCUGCAGGCAGUGGUCCGGACCUGCCCUCGGAGCGCUCCUCCCUGGAGUGUCUGCGUCUGCAGCUGGCUCAGAGAGCGAGACAGCUUCUCCUCAGAGAAGAGCAGCUACAGCAAGACCACAGCAGGGAGAUCAGUGCACUUAGACAGGAGAACUACAUGUUGCACAGCAAGUUGUGCAGCGUAGAAGAAGCCAGUAAGAACCAGCGAUGGAGUUUUGGCAAGGCUUCAGACCCAGUAACAGAGGAGAAACUCAGACUGAUUGAGAAAGAGAUGAAGGAACAGGAAACACUGAUUCAGGGCUAUCAGCUGGAGAAUGAGAAAUUGUGCAUGCAGGUGAAGACCCUCCAGGCGCAAAGUAAACAACAUGAAGAGGCCAUGUUCACAGAGAACCAGCGGCUGCUCUCUGAAUUAGCCUUCACGAAGGAACAGUUAAAUAGGAACAGUAAGCAGAAGACAGUGGGGAGUGUAGCUGCUUCAGACCAAGGAUAUGGUGUUACCGAGCUUAUGGCUCAAGUGCAUGCUGCACAGAGGAGGGAACUACAACUGCAGGAGGAAAUCCACAAGCUCAAGCAAGAGAAGCAAGCCCUACAGGUGGAUCUGCAUGUGAUAAAAAAAGAGAGAGACCUGGCAAAAACACAAGUCAUGUACGCUUCAGGUGAUAAGGGCUUUGAGCUGAAGCUUCUGGAGGAGAGGCAUAAGGAGGAGGUUUCUGUGCUGAAAAAGAGGCUGCAGUGGUAUGCUGAGAAUCAGCAGCUGCUGGACAAAGAUGCGGCCAGAUUGAGAGUAGCUAAUGCAGAGACACAGAGACUAACUGAGCAGGUGGAGAAGCUUAAGAUGGAGGUAGCCAAGCGAACCAACCAGCAGCGUAAGAAGGCUCAGGAGAGGGCUGGAGAGGCCAGGAGGAUUCAGGACCUUCAGCGGCAGGUAAAAGAGAUGGAGGACAUACUUCGCCGUAGGCAUCCGAACUCCUUGCCAGCUCUGAUCUACGCUGCAGCAGCUGCAGGUGGAGAGGAAGGACGAAGCAGUUGUCAACACACAGCUCCUCAGCCCUCGCAGACAACAGCCCUGCUGGAGAGACGCAUCCACAGACUGGAAGCUGAGCUUGAGGGCCGCGAUGAGGAAGCCAAGCGCUCCCUCAGAGCCAUGGAGCAGCAGUUCCAAAGAAUCAAGCUCCAGUAUGAGCAGCAGAUCUCAGAGCUGGAGCAGCGGUUAGCUGAGCGAAGUCAGGAGCAUCAGGGCGAUUUGUCUCAAGACUCGGGCACCCAGGCUGAGCCACUGCAGGAGGAGCUGAGGAAGCUGAGGGAGGCCCAUCAGUGCCAAGUGAACGCUUUGAGGGCUGAAGUGGCCUCUCUGCAGGAACAAGUAAGCCAAGCACUUCCUUCAGCAGAGGUGGAGAAGCCAUCCCGCAGCCCAUCACGACACCAGCGGCAGGCAGAGGCAGCGCAGUCAGCUCGAAUAGAGCGCCUAACCCAAGAGCUUUCUACCAAGAGCCGCACCAUUCAGGAGCUGCACCGUACCGUGGAGCGUCUGCAGAGAGAAAGGAGGACCAUGCUCUCUGCUCCAAGGGUCGAGGGGUCCAGCACUAAGCCCAAGCAACACCACUCAGACCCAGCCAAAGAUCCAUUUUCUGUUCCCGCUGAGACUUUCCCACCAACCCAGGAUGAGAAAUACUAUCAGCCCAAGGCUUUUUCAGGGUCACACAUUACUGAGGUGCAGCAGGAUAAUGACCGGUUGAGACUCAGACAGGAGCAGCUGGAGCUGCAGUGGGAGCAGGAGAGAAUCGCACUUCAGGCAGCUGCUACACAAGCACGCAAUGAACUCCACAAGGAUCAGGAGCACAGCAUGGAGCAACUUGCCGUACUCAAAGCUGAGCACCAGAGGGAGAUGGAACAUCUUGUGGCUCGCCAUGCCCUCGAGCACUCCUCCUCCAAAGUGACUGAACUCACAAAUCAGUUAAAGACCCAAGAGAUUAUGGUGCUGCAUUUGCGUGAGCAGGUGAAGGAACUGCAAAGCACUAAAGACUCUCUUGCUGUGUCUAAAAUCAGAGAGGAGACUUUGCAGAACCAGCUGGCAAAGCUUCUGGAGGAGCUUAAGCAGGCAAAAGAGGCCCACAGUCCUGAGCUGAGACACUUUGCCAGCCUUGAGCACAAAAUCCACUCCAUGGAGCGUCGAUACAAUCAGCGUGAGCAAGAACUGCAGCAGAUGAUCACUCAGACACGCUCAGUGGUGGAGCAGGAACAGCAGGCUGAGGUGGCUCGCUGGAAGAAGUUAGCUCAGGGAAAGGGCAGUGAACUGGAGGCCUUCAGACUAGAGCUGGACUCUAUACUGGACGUGCUUCGAGAGCUGCAGAGACAGGGUGUGGUCAUCCCUGCCUCACAACACGCCUCUCCUCUUGGCAUUGUAUUUCGGCCUCUCCGAUCCUGACUUAAUUUCUCCAUUAACCAGCCAUUACACUCAGGUAUGUUUAGGACAAUGUUUGGACCGCAGCUCCUGUAUCUGGGAAUUAGCCACCUAGUUUUUGUGCUUUGGACAAAUACUGGACCACUCUAUGCUAAAUUAAGCUCAAGGUUGAUUUAUUAUUGAAUAAACUGUUUACAAUGGUUAAGCUGAAGUAAAUAGCAUGCCUGAGAUUCUGUUAGAAUUUUUCUUGUUACUAUGUGUGUGGACAGGGUGUUUUGGCAGCUCUCACUUUGACAGAUGUAGUGACUAAGUGUUAAGCUCUUAGUUUGCCGAGUGCCAGCUAGAAAGGUCUAGAAAAGCGUAAAAGCAGAUAAAAUGCAGUGGCACAUGGUGAUUAGUGAUGUCAUCUAAUGUUUGCAGACAGUUUAUAUAAAACCUUCAAGCAAAUUGACACAACUGAAGUGGAAUGAAACUCUUACAUGUAGCUUCUUUACCUAUACAUGUAGCUUCUUGACUUUGACCAGUGCACAUAGGGUUCUCAGUUGUUGUGCCUUUUUCUGUAUAAAGGAAACCUGAAAGUGGCUGUUAAAUCCACUUCACUAGUUCUACAGAAAACCCAGGGAACCUUCACAGAAAACCUCAUCACUCAGGUAUCACUAGAUUAAAAUGUGAACCUCUGCUGGCCGUACUUAAAGGGCUACGGAGAGAUACACAAGCAAAGAGACUGAUGACUGAUUUCAGGUUAAAUUUCCCAGAGCAGGUCAAGGCACAUGCUGUUCUCUGCUCUCUUAUGAAAGUUUAAUUUAAUUUCCAUCUUACAUGUAAUAAAUCGCGCUGGAUUGCAGAUGUGGGCACACCGUUAACAUUUAAGGUCAUUUCCCAGUAAUGUCAAUUGCACAUGUACUACAAAACAAGUAAUUUAAUUUAUUUUUCAAAGUAGAUUUUUUUCAUUAUGUGUAUUGUGCUGUCUUAAAUAUUUAUUGACAUUAAAGUGAAAAUAUAACUUGUGAAAAGUCUUAUUAAACAUCUAUCUGUAGUAGUGCGUUUAAAAACCCCUGUACUCGAAAUGUGUUGUUUAAAUGUUUAACUCUUUCGUAGUUUAUGAUUGAGGAUUGUAACCUGCAGUGUUGCCAGAUUUAGCAUCUUUUCAUACCUUUUUUUUUUUUUUUUUUAAAAAGCGGAUUUAACCCCAACCAGAUGUAAAAGGCACACUAGUGAAUGUGACACUAGGCUGAAUGCAAAUACAAUACAAUGAUGUCACCAAUGUA